Molecule: messenger RNA, 385 nt
Organism: Saprolegnia diclina VS20
Lineage: Eukaryota; Oomycota; Saprolegniomycetes; Saprolegniales; Saprolegniaceae
Exons: 1
Coding region: 12-281 (89 amino acids)
Source: RefSeq, a predicted model, not a curated record
CCACGACUACCAUGCAACUGUUCAAGACGACCGCGCUCGUGGCCGCGAUGGCCGUGACCAUCGCCGCCAGCGCCGUCUCCAACGUUAUUCCUGUCAGUGGCUCCGAGGCUGAGCAGCUCGCCGCAUGCCGGGACGCGUGUAACAAGAACUUGCCGUGCGAGUCGUCCGUGGUCCUCUACAGUGUCUGCUACCUCAAGCGGCCCGACGAGGCGUUUCCCGGUAUCCUCUCGUCGCUGACCAAUACGUCGACAUCGACUCCGACUACGCCGACGCGGAUGUAAAGGACCUUGCUGAUGCCAACGGUGUGGCCAGAUUGUAGCGAAAGCAUCUUCUCAACUAGACAACUGGUCGCAUUUCUUUUCUCAAAAAUCUAGUUUUGUCCGUG